AAUUUAACUACAACCUAACUUGUUGCGGCCACCUGUAUUAUUGUAGCAUAUAUUGCAUUGUUGUUGUGUAUCGAAAUUGGAUUGAGUUUGCGAUGCAUUGUAUUGUAUUUUGUGCAUUUUAAAAACAUUUAUUUAAACAGGAUGACAUGGAUCAAUGGGUAUCGGAUACAUUUUACUCCUAUUUUCCUGGUUUCAACAAUGAAUAUCAAAAACGUCAAUUGUAUUUGCAACAAAAACAGCGUGAAAAUCAGGAAAACUUUUUAAAAAAUCAGCAUAUGUUUAGUUCAGCUCGAAGCCCGAGGAAACAAACGAGAGAACCGUUUUCCACUAGAUCCUGGUCAAAUAAUUCUGAAACUUCAAGUGGUAUUGAACUGACCAAAGAUGAAGGUGAUUUAUCGAAAAACACAGGAAUUGAUGGCCCGGCUUCGGUCGUAACGCCUGUUCGUCCAGGUUCUACACGUUAUAAACUUUUGCAAGAUUUACGUCAUACAAGUCUGUCGAAUGAUGCAUCUUUCGAACCACAAGGCAUUAUGAAUAGAGAACGUAAAUAUGCUGAGGACGAGGCAGCGAGGAAAAAGGCCUAUCAACGGGAACUGAUACAACAAAUUGAAGAAAAACGUCGCAGCAUCAAAUUGCUCAAGGAAAAAGAACAGGAACAAGAACAAGUUCUAACCAGACGACUUCAGGAACAAUUGAAAACAAUUAAACUGGAAGAACAGUUGGAAAAGGAACGAAUGAAAGCUACUGAGCUACGCUACAAGGCUGAACAAAAUCGUUAUCUAAGAAAACAUAUGCUAGCAAAGCUAGAAAAUGAUACAAAACUAUUGCCACCUGAAAGGGGAACACCCCCAACGCCACCAACUUGUGUUGACCCCAAACGUAAUAAGGAAAACAUCUCAUCCGAUUGGGAUGACAACAAAGUAUACAGAUAUUUUAGCAAUUCGGCCAAAAAUGAAUAUAAUUAUCGCCAAAGAUCGCGUAUGCCAGCCAAUAUCGAUUUUCCGAAAAUUGAAAAAGAAUGCUUUCAUAUAAGUGAAAAAAUAUGUCCAAUAUGUGAUCAGCCAUUGAGGGAAUAUCGGCAUUUUUGUCUUCGUUGUCAAACUAAAAUGACACUGCCAAUGAACGAGAUGCCCGGUGAGAAUUCAACAGCCUCAUCUUGUAACAGUCAUGCAGAACGAAAUCUUAUACUAGUCUGUCAUAAUUGUGAUCGUUUAUAUACGCUUUGUUCGAAUUGCCUAGAAAAGGCAGAUACAUGUCGAGCUUGCCAAAAUACGCGAAAUGUUUGCAUGCAUUGUCGUAGAAACUUGUGUGCCUUUUGUUUGGAGGAAAUAUCGACAAAUAAAAAUACAGAAAACGAACAUAUAAAUGAAAGAAUGGAUAAUGUUAUGAAAACACCUUUACAAAUUGUUACCAGUGAUGAAGCUGAACCGAGUGGAAAUAAUAAAAGUGCUAAUGUGGUGGGAAACAAUUUAAAUCCAAGCCUGGAAUCACACCCAAGCCCAAAACAUAGAGAAUUUGUAUCGUUUGGUAAACCGGAACUGAAUUUCCAAACAAAUCACAAUAAUAUAAACGAGGAAAUUGAAAAGCCUUAUGAAAAAAGUUUAAAAAAUAUCCAAAAAACCGAUCACAGCACCGACAUAUUUGUAGACAGUGAAGAAAACAUUGAUAGACUGCGUCGACAAACAGAUAAACGUUUGAUGGGAUAUUUUAAAAAUUAUGGAGAAUUGACAUCCAAAUCACGCGGAACUCAAACAAUUCCAUUUACGAGUGAACGUCGAGACGUUGUAAUUAGAGGUGGUAAUAAUUUCUCCAUACCGAUUUUGUGUGAUAUGCCAAAAAUGACGCGCAGAGAAACUACAAAACGAGAUAAGCAAAUUUCAAAUGAACUGGAAAAUUUAAAAUAUAGAUGGGAUAUUCCUGCUGUGCAAAAAUUCACAAUAUCGGCUACAUCCCCAAAAGUUGUUACUCAAGUUGGUGCUAUACGAAAACAAUUACAAACGGAGAAUUUACUUUUUAACGAUGGAGACUGAGUGAGGCACAACUUCAAAUUCGAAAAAAAAUGACUUUGGAGUUUAGUGCCAGUUGCAGGUUUUGGGCAGAGAGAAAUGACACAACCAGCAAGCUAUUCAAGUUGAAGACUGUUGUAGCUGUUUUUAUUCCUCUUAAAAGUUGCAAUUAAAAUCGGCCUUAUUGUUUCUUUUUCUAUCAACAUUCUUAUUCAAUAAUUAUAUUUACAUAAAUUUGUUAACAAGCACAAAAAAA
Molecule: messenger RNA, 2262 nt
Organism: Musca domestica (house fly)
Lineage: Eukaryota; Metazoa; Arthropoda; Insecta; Diptera; Muscidae
Exons: 8
Coding region: 147-2030 (627 amino acids)
Source: RefSeq, a predicted model, not a curated record